UCUGGCUUCAAUUCUGCAUUAUUGGUCGACCUAUGUAGUAAUUCCAUUAAGCCAUGAUACCUCGGCUACCUUGAGGCCUAUUUUAGUAUCUUGUCCUAUAUUAGUCACCUCGAUACCCUUGAGGACAAUCCACCCCCAGCAUGGCCGAUACGACCACCCAUGACACUGUGGGCGCGUCAACUCUCGCGACGCCUCUCUUCAUGCCCUCGUCACCCCCCUCUCGUCGUCAAAACGCACAGAGCUACUCUCCCCUGAGCGCGAAGAGUCCUCGUACUGUCGAUCGCGCCGCGACCACAACCCACGCCGAUGAUGCCCGCUCUCCGCUAAAACAAAGCUACUCGCCGCGGUCCUCCCGAGCGUCGUCGCUCGAGCGCGCCGCGAACGACAUCGACGCCCGUCUGGCGCAAUACACCGUUGACUUCAGCCAGUACCCGAGUACCCAAGCGCUGGACGACCAUGUGGAUCCUCUUGCGGAAUUCAAGUUUCCGCAUGGAGAUGACCUGUCGGAUGUCGGAGGUCCAGCGGAUUUCACUGCGAAUCUGGAGAAAUACCUGAUGGGCGACGGCGAUACUAUGGAGGAUAAGCACUUUAUGGACUUCCGGGAUGAUGGACACGACUUGUCGGAGCUUGAGCCCCUGUUUGAUGAUUUGGAGGAGCAGGAACAAGAUCUGCGCCACCUGGAAAAGGAGGAAGACGAAAACCCCCUGCCUCCGCUACCUGAAUCCCCUGCCCAGCCGCGAGGCCACAGCAGGCAAAAUAGCCAACGAAUGCAGCAGCGGGAGGAUACGCGACCGCCACAGCGCGAGCAGAGUUCUCAGUUGCAUCAGCCGGCUAUCGAGGAUGAGCCCGAACCUGAACCAGAGCUUGGCGAAUACAGUGAAUUCGGCCCACCGAUCGACAUGUCUACUCCAUCGCAAUUUCUGCGCCGCGCCAGUGGCUUCAACAGGGAUACCACGCAUCUAGAAAAUAUUGAAGAGGAUCCGGACGAUGAGAUGGAGGCAAGCACGACUACCCCGUCAGUACGGAGACACAAAACCCCUUCCCCUCACAAGCAAGAACCAAGUGCAGCUGGAGAUCUACGGAAGCAAAUACUUGAACUCGAAAACAAGCUGCAAGACCGCAAUGAGCAGCUGGAGAAGGGUCGUAGGCGCGUGCUGGAGGCAGCAUCCGCUGGCGAGCAAAUAAAGCACCUUCAGGGCGAGCUGCAGAGGAAGUCGGCUUUGUUAGAUGAAUUCUACGCCAAUCGUACUGACGAGACUAUUCUGCGAGAGCAAGUCCACAUGCUCCAGAAACAGAACGAAGAAAGAGAGACUUUCUUGCACAAGUCCACCAUCAAUGCCUCCGAGCUAAGUGCUCUUCAGAAGCAGAUUAGCGAUAUGCAGAAGGAGCUGCAGAACCGUGCAUCAUCACACCCGAACCUCGAUGCAGAGCGGCUCGACACCAUUGCAUACUUGCGACAGCAAUUAGAUCUGGCCCAGGAACAGCUGCGUAAGCGCGACGCAACCCUGGACGAGACGAUCGCGAAGCUCAAGGAAGUCACCGAUGCCAAAGAGCAGCAGCUCCGAGAGAAGAACACUGAAGUGGAUGAAUUAAAGGCCCAGAUCAGCAGCCACCUGCUCGAAAUAGAGAAGUUAGACACGGAGCUCGAGAACGUCAAUCAAGCCUACGAGACUCUGGAAGAACAAAUCGUCACUCUCGAGACGAAGAAUCGCCCCUUGGAGGAAAAGAACAGCACGCUCGAAGCCGACCUCACCCGCGCGCAGACCCAAGUUACUGCGCAAGAAAACGCCCUCAAAGCCAUGGCCGCCGACCUUCCCCUCGAAACCGGCGGCAACACCUAUACAGAAAUUCUCGAAUUGAUCAAGGAUCUGGGCCAACCCAGCCAGGGAUCUCGGAUUCUGAAUCCAGGCUCAUCAAGAAAGGACCCAGAAGAACAACGUCAAGACCAGAGCCAAGACUAUGACCAGGCCCCCGGCGAAGAGCUGAAACGCCUCCGAGACGAACUCUCCAAACUUCAGUCCGAACUCACCGAGGCCAAUUCGGCUAAGAAAACCCUCGAACUGCAGCUCUCGCGCUCGGAGGACCAGGCCGUCGAAGCGCAAACCCUCAUCCACUCCAUCGAGACCGAAAGCACCCGCCUCAGCAAGCGCGCCGACGACCUUCGCUCGAACCUCACCAAGACCCAGCAGGAACUGACCCAAAUGAAAGAGGAGCGCACCAAAGCCCUAGAAACCAUCGACCGCCUGCAAAAGGAGCAGCAACAACAACAACAACAAGAGGAUGAGAAGAAGAAACAAACCCGGCAGCAACAGCUGCAGAACCAACAACUCAGCCCCCCUCCUUCCCCUCCCGUCCCACAACCACAACAGCAACAGCAAUCACUACAGCUUCAACGUCAGAAGGAGCAAGAACUCCUCGAACAAACCCACUCUCUCCACUCCGAACUCCGCACUCUGAAAGCGACCCAUGCCGCCGAGCUCGCGAAGCUCCGCGAGCUGCUGGCGGCGACGGAACACCGAGAAUCCCGGUACAAGGCGCAGGCGGGCUCGCUGCGCGAGCAGCGUGAGCGGCACCAGAGUGAGAGCCGCGCCCUUCACCUCCAGGUCGAGCAUCUCGAGUCCGUGCUCGCGACGAAGGAGGAGACCGCCGCCGCCGUGGACGAGCGGAUUGCGCGCUCGGUGGAGAAGCGCGAGAAGGAGUGGCAGCGGCGCGUCGAGCUCCUGCUCAAGGAGCGGGAACGCAUGGGUCGCGCGCUGAUGUGGUCGUGGGGAGAAAAGGAAUUCGGUGGUGGUGGUGCUAGUGGUGGCAACAGUGGCAGUGGAACAGGGAAGGGAAACCUUGCGGUGGGAGCGGACGAGAAGGGGAGGCGGAAACAGGGGUAUCGGUACAAGUAUGCCGUGUCGAGUCCAGGGCAGGUGUCGACUUCGGUCUCGUCCUUGUCAAGGAGGGGUGAAUCUGGGAAGAGAGCCUGAAAUGAAAAGAACGAUACGGAUUUGGAUUGGAUAGGGCUGGGUUGGGUUGGUUUCGGUUAUAAUGGCACUAUGGCAAUGGAAUGCCUUUUUCAUCACAGGUCUGAUUGACUUGAAUGUUUCGGGCUGGGCGGAGCCUGUUUGCUUUUUUUCAUGGCGUGCUUCAUGGUUUGUGUUAACGGUGCUGGUUUUCUUUUCGAUUUUCUUUUUUUGCUUCCUGUUUCUCCUUUUCUGCUUCGCUUUCAUUAUGAUUCCCUGCUUUCAUUGUGCUCAGGAUGGUUUUUACGGUGUCAUGAAAAGGCAACUUACAGUCAGAAACUAAGGAAGGGAGUGGAUCUCGCGUGUACAGACGAGAGUCGCCAUGUUCUUGGCUUCUGUUCUCAGAGCUUGAAUGCGCGCUCAGCUAAAGCAGAUUACUCCGUUAAUGUAUUUGUUGCCAUUCGGGCAAAUCAAAGAA
Messenger RNA from Aspergillus brunneoviolaceus CBS 621.78, 3426 nucleotides. Its product is annotated as putative spindle pole body associated protein SnaD. NCBI's taxonomy places the organism in Eukaryota, Fungi, Ascomycota, Eurotiomycetes, Eurotiales, Aspergillaceae. The transcript has a single exon. The record is from RefSeq and is a predicted model, not a curated record. Bases 141 to 2972 code for a protein of 943 amino acids.